GCAGGACAGAACACUGAAUAUUUCUUUUGGAAGCAUCAGCCUUGAGUUCAGCUGGUCAGACAAAGAUCUGCAGAUCUUUAUUUGAAGGCCUUCAGGGACUUUUGUGAACAUAAUUUUAGUAAGGAGGUGUCAUAAGAAAUAUCUUGAGUUUCAUUUCCAGGAUGGGGAAAUGGCAACAGGAGAAUAUCUACAUGCAGGACAAAACAUUAAAUACUCCUUUUGAAUCUUGAAUUCAGCUGGUUAAACAAAGAUCUGCAGAUCUUUGUUUGAAGGCCUUCAGGGACUUUUGUGAACAUCUUAUAUCACCUGCUUACUAAAAUUAUCUGGAGUUUCAUUUCUAGCUUGGAAAAAUGCAACAGGAGAAUAUCCACCGGCAGGACAAAACUCUGAUUCUUUCUUUUGGAUUUUAAAUACACUCAGUCAAACAAAGAUCUGCAGAUCUUUAUUUGAAGGCCUUCAGGGACUUUUGUGAACAUCUUUCUUAUAUCACCACCUUACUAAAAUUAUGUUGAGUUUCAUUUCUAGCUUGGAAAAAGGCAACAGGAGAAUAUCCACGGGCAGGACAGAACACUGAAUAUUUCUUUUGGAAGCAUCAGCCUUGAGUUCAGCUGGUCAGACAAAGAUCUGCAGAUCCUUAUUUGAAGGCCUUCAGGGACUUUUGUGAACAUCUUUCUUAUAUCACCACCUUACUAAAAUUAUGUUGAGUUUCAUUUCUAGCUUGGAAAAAGGCAACAGGAGAAUAUCCACAGGCAGGACAAAACACCAAAUGUUUAUUUUGGAUUUUGCGUUGAGGUGGUCAAACAAAGAUCUGCCAUACCGCGGGGAAGGCAAAAAUAUGUGCUUAUAUUUUAUUGUAAAUGAUUUUUUAUCAUCUAGGGAUUUAGACUCUGCCUGGGAUGGUUGGGCUGUCACUUCCUCCCCACCAAGGAGAGAGGAGGAGCAGAGCUGGGAGGGCUCCGGGGCUGUGGAUCUGACUCAGGCUGUGGCUUUGUGCAUCUCGUUGCAGCAGCUCUGUGCCACAGCCAUGGCCACGGACUGGCUGGGCAGCAUCGUGUCCAUCAACUGUGGGGAGAGCCUGGGAGUGUACCAGGGCAGGGUGUCUGCUGUGGAUCAGGUGAGCCAGACCAUCUCCCUCACACGGCCCUUCCACAACGGCGUCAAAUGCCUCGUGCCAGAGGUCACCUUCAGGGCAGGUGACAUCACUGAGCUCAAGAUCCUGGAGAUCCCAGGACCAGGGGACAGCAGGCAAUGUGGGGACUCGCAGCACAUGGACACAGCCAUGCCAGGGGUGGGCUGCCAGGUGGGGCCCAGCCAGAAUGGCACUGGCAAGGUGCUGAAGAAGCCCAUGUCCAGCAGUGCCCCACAGAACAUCCCCAGGAGGACAGACAUGAAGAGCCAGGACAUUGUCAUCUCCCCACAGCAGCAGUGCUCCAAGAGCUACAUGGAUCGGCACAUGGAAACGCUGAGCCAGUCCAAGGGCUUCAGGAGGAGACACAACUCCUGGUCAUCCAGCAGCCGCCACCCCAACCAGGUGACGCCGAAGAAGAGCGGCCUGAAGAACGGGCAGAUGAAGAGCAAGGAUGACGAAUGCUUUGGGGAUGACAUUGAUGAAAUCCCAGACACUGAUUUCGAUUUUGAGGGCAACCUGGCCCUUUUUGACAAGGCAGCUGUGUUUGAGGAGAUCGAGACCUACGAGAGGAGGAGCGGCACCCGCUCGCGAGGGACCCCCAACGAGAAACCCGCCCGCUACCGGCACGACGAGAACAUCCUGGAGUCAGAGCCCAUCGUCUACAGGAGGAUUGUGGUGCCCCAGAACCCCCACAAGGAGUUCUGCACGGACUCGGGGCUGGUGGUGCCCAGCGUGUCCUACGAGCUGCACAAGAAGCUGCUGGCGGUGGCCGAGAAGCACGGGCUGACCCUGGAGAGGAGGCUGGAGAUGACAGGGGUGUGUGCCAGCCAGAUGGCCCUGAGCCUCCUGGGGGGGCCCAACAGACUGAACCCCAAGAACGUGCACCAGCGGCCCACGGUGGCGCUGCUCUGCGGCCCCCACGUGAAGGGCGCGCAGGGCAUCAGCUGCGGGCGGCACCUCUCCAACCACGACGUCCACGUCAUCCUCUUCCUCCCCAACUUCGUCAAGAUGCUCGAGUCCAUCACCAACGAGCUCAACCUCUUCAGCAAGACACAGGGACAGCAGGUCUCCAGUGUCAAAGACCUCCCAGACACCCCGGUUGACUUAGUGAUCAACUGCCUGGAUUGUCACGAGAAUGCCUUUCUGAGAGACCAGCCUUGGUACAAAGCAGUGGUGGACUGGGCCAACCAGAACCGUGCCCCCGUGCUGAGCAUAGACCCCCCCAUCAGCGAGAUGGAGCUGGGCAUCGAUGCCAAGUGGUCGCUGGCGCUGGGGCUGCCGCUGCCGCUGGGCGAGCGCGCCGGCCGCGUCUACCUCUGUGACAUUGGCAUUCCCCAGAAGGUCUUCCAGGAGGUGGGCAUCAACUACCACUCCCCCUUUGGCUGCAAAUUUGUCAUCCCCCUGCACUCUACCUAGAGCUCAUGCAGCCCCCCCUGGCUGUGAAGGGAGAGAGAGGAGGAGCUCUGUGAAAGCCAAGCUGUGCUGAGCUGGAUCCCGGCUGGGUCGACUCUGGUGACGCCUUAAAGAAA
Molecule: messenger RNA, 2658 nt
Organism: Melospiza georgiana
Lineage: Eukaryota; Metazoa; Chordata; Aves; Passeriformes; Passerellidae
Gene: EDC3
Product: enhancer of mRNA decapping 3
Exons: 6
Coding region: 698-2545 (615 amino acids)
Biological process (GO): P-body assembly; deadenylation-independent decapping of nuclear-transcribed mRNA
Cellular component (GO): P-body
Molecular function (GO): mRNA binding
Source: RefSeq, a predicted model, not a curated record